Molecule: messenger RNA, 1048 nt
Organism: Drosophila hydei
Lineage: Eukaryota; Metazoa; Arthropoda; Insecta; Diptera; Drosophilidae
Gene: Dci
Product: enoyl-CoA delta isomerase 2, mitochondrial
Exons: 3
Coding region: 167-949 (260 amino acids)
Source: RefSeq, a predicted model, not a curated record
UUACGUGUAGACCAUUGUAAUUGGCUGCGGCAUAACAGAGAGAAGUUCAUAAAUGUGGACUUCGCUCUCCGCCGCGACAAAACAUUGCAGAGCACAAGUGGAAAAUACUGAAAUACAAGAGAAUUUAUUUCCACACUGCGAACCAUAUACAUAAAUAGAAACUAAAAUGCUUUAUGAAGGUUUUACGCAUUUGCUUGUACAGAAAGAGAAUAAGAUUCUGGUAAUCAAAUUCAAUAAUCCCCGAAAGAAAAACUGCAUCAAUUUCAAUGGAUACAAAGAGCUCAGCCGUGCUCUGGGCGCUGUCAACCUGGACGAAACUGUCUCAAUCGUCGUGAUUACUGGAGCAGGGGACUUCUUUACGGCUGGUAAUGACUUGUCGCAGAAAACCGAUGUAAAUGACAUGGACGCUUACCUUAAAGAAACCAACGAUACAUUCAAAGCUAUGGUCAGCAGCUUUCUCAAUUGCAACAAGUUGAUUUUCUCACUGGUGAAUGGACCGGCUAUUGGUAUCGGUUCCACCAUUGUGGGACUCAGCGACGUGGCUUGGUGCGCCGAAGAGGCCUACUUCCAAACACCAUUUAGCAAACUAGGUCUUGUGCCUGAGGCCUGCUCCAGCCUUACCUUUCCAUUGAUCAUGGGUCGAUCGAAGGCCACAGAGAUGCUAGUCUUUAACGAAGAAAUGAGUGCCCAGGAAGCAUACAAAUUUAAUUUCGUAUCGCGUAUCUUCAAGUUAAAUGAAUUGGAUUCUGUGGUGUGGCCAAAGAUUCGCGAAUAUGCCGAGUUGCCUCCUAACUCGAUGCGGGAAUGCAAGCGCUUGAUCCAGUUGCCACUACGUGAACUUCUUAUUCGUGCCAAUGAUGCAGAGUGCGAUGCACUUCUAAAACGGUUCUACGACACUGAGUGCAUACAGGCUAUCAUUGAUUUUGCCCAGCGCAAGUCAAAGCUUUAAUUUAAGAGUUAAAUUGUUAUUGGGUAUUUUCCCAACAAAAAGUAAUAAAAACAUGUUGCAUUGAUUUAGAAGGUAACGCAAUUGCGGCAAAAUUUGUCG